AUGAGAGUUCCGUGGGGUUGGGGCCUGGGAUUCCUCCUCCUCCCGGCAUCCGGGGCAGCGACCCGACUACAAUCACGACGAGACUACGAUACCUACGAUUAUUAUGCAGUGCACGUGCGGGCUGGAAUUGACGCGCGCGACGUGUCGGAUUCCCUGGGAUUGCAAUAUGAAGGACCACUGGGCCAGCUGGACGAUCACCACAUCUUCUACACUCCAAAUCGACAGCACGAGUACGAUCACGUCAGAUCAGAAAUAGAUUCCCUCAAGCAAAGACGGCGGAAACGAGAAGCGGGUGCGGAAUUACCGCAUGUGCUGGACAAUGUGCUUCUCUCACAAAAGCAGGAACUGCACAAGCGUUUCCCACUGGUGAAGCGGGGCUUUGAGAGUGCACAAGAGGAGAGCGUACCGGAAUACCGCCGUCAACAAGCUGCUGAUGAAUACAACGAAGCGGUAGAGAUCGGCAUCAAGAUUGCGGCCAAUCUGAGCAUCAUUGACCCCAUCUUCCACGAUCAAUGGCAUUUGUACAACUCCAAGCAGCUGGGUCAUGAUAUCAACGUCACCGGUGUGUGGCAGCAAGGGGUUACGGGCAAGGGCGCUACCGUGUGCAUUGUGGACGAUGGAUUGGACAUGGACAGCAACGACCUCAAAGCCAACUACGACGCAGAUGGCAGCUGGGAUUACAACGAUCCGGGUCCAAAUCCAAAGCCGCGUCUGUCAGAUGAUAGACAUGGAACACGCUGUGCUGGGGAAGUCAGCGCUGCCCGGAACAAUGUCUGCGGAGUGGGUGUCGCCUAUGACAGUCAAAUCGCCGGUGUCCGUAUUCUGUCAAAGAUCAUCUCCGACGCGGAUGAGGCGGAAGCACUGAAUUACGGCUUUCAGAAGACACAAAUCUACUCUUGCUCGUGGGGUCCACCGGAUGAUGGGCAGUCGAUGGAGGGACCAGGAAUCCUCAUCCGUCGCGCCAUGUUCAAGGGAAUCCAAGAAGGUCGAGGAGGGUUGGGAAGCAUCUUCGUCUUUGCAAUCGGCAAUGGCGCUGCGAAUGAUGACAACUGCAACUUCGAUGGUUACACCAACAGCAUCUACUCGGUUUCCGUGGGAGGUAUUGAUCGCAAAGGCCUUCAUCCGUACUACUCUGAGAAAUGUGCUGCUCAGUUGGUCGUUACCUACUCUUCUGGUUCAGGAGACGCCAUCCACACCACAGAUGUUGGCGAGGACUCGUGCUACGCCAAUCAUGGGGGAACGUCCGCUGCUGGACCAUUGGUUGCUGGCAUGUACGCUCUCAUGAUGGAGGUCAACCCGCAGCUUACAUGGAGAGAUAUCCAAUACAUCACAAUCAUCACUGCCGUACCAAUCGACCAGCCAGAUGACUAUCAAAUGAACGAGGCAAUGGGCAAGAACUUUGGUCAUCAAUUCGGCUAUGGAAAGGCAGAUGCAUAUGCUCUGGUCGAAGCAGCAAAGAAUUGGACCAACGUUAAGCCUCAAGCUUGGUACUUUUCACCCUGGCUUCACGUCAAGCACGAAGUUCCUCAAGGCGACCAAGGAUUGGCCUCCUCCUUCGAAGUCACCCAAGACAUGCUCACCAAAGCCAACUUUGAGCGCAUCGAACAUGUCACAGUGACCAUGAACGUCGAACACACCCGUCGCGGAGACCUCUCAGUCGAGUUGAGAUCUCCCACCGGCAUGGUCUCUCAUAUCGCCACCCACCGCCGCAACGACAAUGCAGCAAGCGGCUAUAUCGACUGGACCUUUAUGAGCGUGGCCCACUGGGGAGAAACCGGUCUUGGGAAAUGGACUGUCAUUGUAAAGGACACCCGCGUCAACGAACACAAAGGAAUAUUCACGGAUUGGCGUCUCAAACUUUGGGGCGAGAGCAUCGACGGGGAGAAUCAACCUCUUCUUCCAAUUCCAGGUGAACAUGAUGACGAUGACCACGACUCCCUGAAUCCACCGGAAACUCAAACUGCCGGAGCGCACACCACCACCGUCGCCGUUCCCUCCGACCAUACUGGCGUCCCUGAAGGUAACCCCACCGACCAUAUCGAUCGUCCUACCAAACCAACUCCUACCCCGGCCGUCACGACUCCUAUCAUCAUUCCCACGCCAGCGGGAGAGGAAGCAGAGCAUUCUCCUCCGACCCACACCGUGGACCCUGCACCCUCCGCAACCCCAACAACAGGAACCAACUUCCUUCCACACAUCUUCCCCACCUUUGGCGUUAGCAAACGCACUCAGAUCUGGAUCUAUGGUUCCGCGUUCUUGAUCCUCGCUUUCCUCUCAUCUCUCGGUAUCUGGAUCUUCGUCCAGCGGAGGAAAAAGCGAACGCUGAGAGACGAAUAUGGAUUUGAGAUGGUCGGAAGGGAUGAGGACGCAGAAGGCGAUGAAGCGAACGUUCCAUUGAAUCGUAGGAGGAGAAAACAGAGAGGUGAUGAUCUUUAUAAUGCCUUUGCGGAAGGAACAGACGAGGAGAGCGAGGACGAAUUGGAGGAAGAGAGAUACGCGUUGGGUGGAGAGAGUGAUAGUGACGAUGGGCAGGAGAGGUAUAGAGACAAGGACGAGGAUAGUGGGAAGGCAGAGGGGAUUGAUGUCGAGUAG
Molecule: messenger RNA, 2592 nt
Organism: Ramularia collo-cygni
Lineage: Eukaryota; Fungi; Ascomycota; Dothideomycetes; Mycosphaerellales; Mycosphaerellaceae
Product: related to subtilisin-like proprotein convertase
Exons: 1
Coding region: 1-2592 (863 amino acids)
Biological process (GO): protein processing
Cellular component (GO): trans-Golgi network; Golgi membrane
Molecular function (GO): serine-type endopeptidase activity
Source: RefSeq, a predicted model, not a curated record